AUGCAGACACUAAAGGGGGAGGAAGAAGAAGAAGAAGAAGAAGAAGAAGAAGAGGAAGAAGAAGAAGAAGAAGAAGAAGAAGAAGAAGAAGAAGAUGAUGAUGAUGAUGAUGAUGAUGAUGAUGAUGAUGAUGAUGAUGAUGAUGAUGAUGAUGAUGAUGAUGAUGAUGAUGAUGAUGAUGAUGAUGAUGAUGAUGAUGAUGAUGAUGAUGAUGAUGAUGAUGAUGAUGAUGAUGAUGAUGAUGAUGAUGAGAACAGUGAGGUCAAAGCAGCAGUUGGAAUUUGCCUUGUAGGAAUGCAAAGGGAAUGA
Molecule: messenger RNA, 309 nt
Organism: Spirometra erinaceieuropaei
Lineage: Eukaryota; Metazoa; Platyhelminthes; Cestoda; Diphyllobothriidea; Diphyllobothriidae
Source: the annotation of a GenBank genome assembly